AUGCCUUCCAGAGUUGGUGCCCCUGUCACUGUCUCAACAACUCCUGAUGUAACGAGCAAGCGGCAACAACAACCGUACACACUUAUAAAUGCUUCCACGGUGCCACCCUUCUCAACCAAACCUACAAAAGUUAAACACUACGUAAUCAACAUGGCACCAGAAGAAUUCAUCUUCCGCUCCAAGCUCCCCGACAUUCCCAUCCCCACACACCUUCCGUUACACUCUUACUGCUUCCAAAACCUCUCCCAAUUCCAACACCGUCCCUGCCUCAUCGACGGCGACACCGGCCAGACCUUCACCUACGCCGAGGUCGACCUCUCCGCCCGCCGCAUCGCCGCCGGCCUCCACCGCCUCGGCAUCCGGCAGGGCGACGUGGUCAUGCUCCUCCUCCGCAACUGCCCCCAGUUCGCCCUCGCCCUCCUCGGCAUCUCCCACCGCGGCGCCGUCGUGACCACCGCCAACCCCUUCUACACGGCGCCGGAGCUGGCGAAGCAAGCCACCGCCACCAAAACGAAACUGAUCAUAACGCAGGCGGCGUACGUGGAGAAAGUGAAGAGCUUCGCGGAUAGCAACGAGGUGAUGGUGAUGUGCAUUGACUCACCCCAACACGACGGCGUUUUGGAAUUCUCUAGGCUGACUAACGCCGACGAAAGGGAAGCCCCGGGCGUUAAGAUUAACCCGGACGACGUGGUUGCGCUCCCGUUCUCUUCCGGCACGUCGGGGCUGCCAAAGGGGGUUAUGAUUUCGCAUAAAAACUUGGUGACGACUGUGGCGCAGUUAGUUGACGGCGAAAACCCCCAUCAAUACACUCACAGCGAGGACGUGCUCCUCUGCGUGCUGCCUAUGUUUCAUAUCUAUGCGCUGAACUCGAUUCUGCUCUGCGGGAUUCGCGCGGGUGCGGCCGUGCUCAUUCUGCACAAAUUUGAGAUCACUUGGGUUCUGGAGGUGAUUGAGAAGUACAAGGUGACGGUAGCGUCGUUUGUGCCUCCCAUCGUUUUGGCGUUGGUUAAGAGCGGAGAAGCGCAACGAUACGACUUGUCGUCUAUUCGCGCUGUCAUCACCGGAGCUGCACCCUUGGGAAGGGACCUCCAAGAAGCCUUGGAGGCUAGGCUACCCCACGCCACCUUUGGACAGGGAUAUGGGAUGACAGAAGCAGGACCACUUACGAUCAGCAUGGCAUUUGCAAAAGAACCCACAAAGGUAAAAUCAGGUGCAUGCGGAACCGUCGUCAGAAACGCCGAGAUGAAAAUCGUCGACACCGAAACUGGUGCUUCCCUUCCAAGAAACCAACCCGGUGAAAUUUGCAUAAGAGGCACAAAGGUUAUGAAAGGAUAUUUAAAUGACCCAGAGGCUACAGAGAGAACUAUAGACAAAGAAGGAUGGUUACACACAGGAGAUAUAGGUUACAUGGAUGAUGAUGACGAACUCUUCAUUGUGGAUCGUUUAAAGGAAUUGAUCAAAUACAAAGGAUUCCAAGUAGCUCCUGCUGAGCUCGAAUCGUUGUUGAUUUCCCACCCAAACAUUUCUGAUGCCGCCGUUGUAGGGAUGAAAGAUGAAGCUGCCGGAGAAGUUCCAGUUGCAUUUGUUGUAAGAUCAAAUGGUUCUAAGAUCACCGAGGAUGAAAUCAAGCAAUACAUUUCACAACAGGUGGUAUUUUACAAAAGAAUCAGUAAAGUUUUCUUCACGGAGUCUAUUCCUAAAGCAGCCUCAGGCAAAAUUCUGCGGAAGGAAUUAACAGCAAAACUUAACCAAGGUCUUAUGGUGAUGGCCAAUUAGGUCCAUGUCACAGAUGAAAAUCUUCGUUGCUUUUCAUACCUCAUCACAGGCCCUUCCUAUUUUGGUUUUUGUUCCUUUUUUUUAGCUCAUUAUCAACAUGCAUGCAAUACAAGUAUUCUAUGAUUUUGUUCUUGUGUAAUGUAUAAUGUUCAAUGUUGUAUGUAUGUUGUGGAGUACAACCCCACUCAUGCUAUAGACAAACUCUAAAUUACAGCAUUACUCAUGAAAAUUCAGUAAGCCGUUGCAAUCUGUAUACUAAAUUAAAAAAAAUAAAAACUCAUUGUGGAGAAAAUAACAUCAAUGCAUCGAUCAAAAGAAGAAUUUCCUAUUUCUACAUUA
Messenger RNA from Cajanus cajan (pigeon pea), 2115 nucleotides. RefSeq names its product 4-coumarate--CoA ligase CCL1. NCBI's taxonomy places the organism in Eukaryota, Viridiplantae, Streptophyta, Magnoliopsida, Fabales, Fabaceae. Gene Ontology annotation, molecular function: CoA-ligase activity. The record is from RefSeq and is a predicted model, not a curated record.